Coprinopsis cinerea okayama7#130 is the source of this 708-nucleotide messenger RNA. RefSeq lists its product as hypothetical. Bases 1 to 708 code for a protein of 235 amino acids. The transcript has 3 exons. NCBI's taxonomy places the organism in Eukaryota, Fungi, Basidiomycota, Agaricomycetes, Agaricales, Psathyrellaceae. The record is from RefSeq and is a predicted model, not a curated record.
AUGCAGCCUAUUGCACAAAGUUCCCAGAAGGCACCCGAGGGCCCUUCCAACUCCAUUCCUUAUUAUGGAUAUAUUCCGGCCGACCCGUACAGUCCUGUGAAUGCCAGACCAUCUCAGCGCGGGCAGCUGCAGCACACAUCUUGGUAUCAAUACCAGCCCCGGAUCUCCACACCUCCUCAAUCUCGUGCACCUUCUCGCUGUAUAUCACCACCUCCCGAUGGCCACAAUACUGACCCCUUCGCACAACUGAGAGAGGAUCCAGCUCAAACCCCGGGCCCUGUGCGUCAACCAACCCCGGGUCCUAGUACCAGGCCUGGGCCUGGUACACAUGUUUCCGUCCCGGUGUCAAUGCCCGCGAUUCCAGCCGUACCGGACGACCUCUUCACCCCCGUCGAACCCCCUCAGGAUGGCACCUGGUGGUUCGAAGAAUACAUCAACGACCUCCCCUACUCGCCGACCUGCGACAUUGACAAAAUCGCCGAAUUCGACGCAUACGCCAAGUGGCUGGUAAUCAUCUACGGGACCUGGGAAUGGGAUCCAAGGGUGGGUAUGUACUGGGAGCCAGAGUUUAAUGCGAUGUGGCCACCGAUUAGUGUGGAGGAGUGGAUUACGAGGAUGGUCCCACGGCAGAUGCCUCCAAAGACAUCUAGGACGUCUCGUGGUGGACGUCGAAAGGCUGAGGAGACCUCGAGCUCCUCGCAGAAGUAG